AGCGGGAACAGCCCCUGCCCCCGGCUGAGGCCCAGAGGCACGGAAUGCUCACACUGCCAAGGGCUGAGGGAGCCACGGGCGCUGCUGCUGGACCAGGCACAAACGCAGCAGGAGCAUUUCAGGCACGGCAAGGACAGCUCAUUUCCCUGCCUGCUCCCGCGGCUGCUUCCUUUGCUGCCCCCGACAGUGGUUUCCGGCAGCUCUGUUCUCUCAGCGCUGGGACGAGCUUUGUGACUCUGCCUCACUCAACAAACACGCACCUUGGGCUCGGCAUGCACCUCGCCUAUCUCAUCCUCACCGUCUUCCUGGGACAGCUCCUGGCAGCUAUGGUCAGAGGCCAGGUGCAGCAGGAGCCAUUCGUGGACACCACCGAGGGCACCAGUAUCAGGAUCAACUGCUCACAUCCCAAUAUCCGGAUGGGCGAUUUCAUCCAUUUCUACCGUCACCUCCCGGGUCAAAGACCCGAACUCGUGGCGGUCACUGCUAGAGCGUCCAAGGACGUGCGAGACCCUCCAGGGCGUCUGUGGGUGUCUGCGGAUCGGGGGAGCAGCGCGCUGUGGCUGUGGCGGCCCCGGCGCGGGGACGCGGCCGUGUAUUACUGCGCGCUGGGCGCACGGGCAGAGGAGCCGGGGCUGCGGCCGGGACCCGGCGAGGGCCCGAGCAGCGCCGGUGCAGGGCUCAGCCCCGGGGCGGAGCUGGCGGCAGCGGAGAGGACAGAAGAGGAGUGGAGGUGUCAGAGAGGAGGCGGCAGGGCCGCAGCAGAGAGCCGGGGCUGA
Messenger RNA from Prinia subflava (tawny-flanked prinia), 776 nucleotides. RefSeq lists its product as uncharacterized. Bases 45 to 776 code for a protein of 243 amino acids. The record is from RefSeq and is a predicted model, not a curated record. NCBI's taxonomy places the organism in Eukaryota, Metazoa, Chordata, Aves, Passeriformes, Cisticolidae. Gene Ontology annotation, biological process: response to bacterium. The transcript is spliced from 3 exons.